AUGGCGCUUUCCGCGCGCUAUCAUCAGCACAAACCGAAUGUGCCCAUCAUACAAGAAGACGUAUUCGGAUGGGUGCGCGAGAAUAACGCAUUCCAGGUUCGUGUUUGGUUGGACGACCAUGAGCACGACCUGAAUGUCGGAGAUGAUCACGCUUUCUCACUGCUCCACUGGGCCGCCAAGGGUGGACAGGUUGCAAUUGCGGAUAUGCUUUUGGCCCGGGGCGCGAGGGUGAAUAGCACGAAUAUGGGAGAUGAUACUCCGCUCCAUCUUGCUGCUUCUCAUGGCCAUCGUGCGAUUGUUCAGAAGCUGAUGAACCGGAAGGCGGAUCUGAACGCCGUGAAUGAGCAUGGGAACACCCCGCUUCAUUAUGCAUGCUUUUUCGGACAUCAGGAUAUCGCUGAGGACCUCAUUCAAAAUGGUGCCUUGGUUUCCCAGUGCAACAAACUCGGCCAUACCCCCAUCGACUAUUCGCCCCCGAAAAUUCGACCCGUCAUCGAGGAAAUUGCCCAAGAAAACGGACAAAACCCACGAGAGCGCGUCUCAUUCCGCCACGACCAGACAUGGAAGAACACGAAAAGUCGAACAAGGGAUGCCACCCUUUCCCGGUUUACUGGUGUCGACAUUGGCAGCCUGAACCUUGUUUCCAAGAUCGCCGAGUCGCACUCGGGCGAGCUUUGGCGCGGCAAGUGGCAAGGAAAUGACAUUGUUGCUCGAGUGCUUGCAAUCCCGGAAGUCACUGCCAGGAUCAGCAGAGAUUUCCAAACUGAAUGCCCCAACCUCAGAGUGUUCGCACACGCGAAUAUCUGCCCGGUGCUCGCCUUCUCAAAUGCGCCUCCGUCACUGGUCGUCAUUAGUCAGUACAUGGAAUUGGGCAGUCUUUUCAAUGUCCUUCACGGCCAGACAUCUGUGGUAAUCGACAAUGCGCAAGCCCUGCGAUUUGCAUUGGAUGUUGCGCGUGGGAUGAGCUACCUGCACUCCCUGGACCCGCUUAUUUUGAGAUAUUAUCUCUCCUCAAAGCACGUGGUCGUUGAUGACGAGUUGACGGCCCGGAUUAGCAUGGCUGAUACGAAAUUCUCGUUCCAAGAGGUCGGACGCAUCUAUUCGCCGGCAUGGUUGAGCCCGGAAGCAUUGCAACGUGCCCCCGAUCAGCUAAAUGUGCGAGCGGCUGAUAUGUGGUCGUUCGGUAUUCUACUCUGGGAGCUGAACACACGCGAAGUGCCGCUGGCCGAUUUGAGCCCGAUGGAAUGCGGAAUGAAGAUCGCCUUGGAAGGCCUUCGCGUCUCGAUUCCUCCUGGAAUCUCCCGAGCCAUGGCCCGACUGCUCUCAAUUUGCCUGAACGAAGACCCAGGCCGUCGGCCGAUGUUCGAUCAGAUCAUCCCGAUCCUCGAGAAAAUGAAUCAG
Messenger RNA from Mesorhabditis spiculigera, 1401 nucleotides. Lineage: Eukaryota; Metazoa; Nematoda; Chromadorea; Rhabditida; Rhabditidae. The record is from the annotation of a GenBank genome assembly.